GCCGCCCGUCAGCGCCUCGGCGGCGCGAUGGAGCUGGUGGCCGAGCUGCGGAGCGGCGGCGGGGAGGCGCGCUCGGUGCGCGUGCGGUGCCCGGCGGCGGAGGAGGGGCCGGGGCGGGCGGCUGCGCGCGCUGCGCCUGGGGCUGGGCGAGCUGCAGGAGCGCCUCGUGCAGCUGCUGGCGCCGCUCGAGCGGCCGGAGGCGGGAAGCGGCGGCGGCGCCGAGGAGGACGAGGAGGAGGAGGAGGAGGACGACGACGACGACGAAGAGGAGGAGAACAGCGUGGAGGGAAACAGCGUGCCCGAGGACCCCCCGCCGAAGAGGACGAGGGUGCAGCGGCCCUGAGUGAGGCGGCCGGCGGGGCCCCGGCGGUGCGGCCCCGUCAGGGUGUGGGGGCUCCCUCCCCGACCCGGGGCGCUGAGCGGCCCCGGCCCGCAGGGUUAUAGGCAGUGGGCGCUGCCCCUGCGGAGCUCGGCGUCGCUUCGAAAUGACAAUAAAAGGAAAAAAAAAUAAAAGAA
Molecule: messenger RNA, 516 nt
Organism: Cygnus atratus (black swan)
Lineage: Eukaryota; Metazoa; Chordata; Aves; Anseriformes; Anatidae
Product: spidroin-1-like
Exons: 2
Coding region: 28-444 (138 amino acids)
Source: RefSeq, a predicted model, not a curated record